Messenger RNA from Zophobas morio, 2937 nucleotides. Its product is annotated as GTP-binding protein Di-Ras1. The coding region runs from base 256 to 1047 and encodes 263 amino acids. The record is from RefSeq and is a predicted model, not a curated record. Gene Ontology annotation, molecular function: GTP binding; GTPase activity. NCBI's taxonomy places the organism in Eukaryota, Metazoa, Arthropoda, Insecta, Coleoptera, Tenebrionidae. The transcript has 4 exons.
CUGCGCUGUUGUGAUAUUGGCAUCGAGAGCUUUCCGCAUUUCUCGCGAAUUUGUCUCUUUGACGUGAUUGCUCCACUCCGUCGUCAAAGAGCCGGCUCGAUCAUCCAUCACCGCCAGAUGUCACCCUUCUGAGCUAAUUGCUCCGAAAUUGGCAAACCUGAAUAAAUCGCCAGCACUUGCCACAACCCUUCUGGAAUCCCCACGCCCAGUAUGCUGAAAUGAAAGUUUGAGAAACCCCGGACGACAGUCAGUUCAAUGAACAACAACGGAACUACCAUGUCCGACUACGAGCGCAUUCGCCUAGUCAUCCUGGGCGGUGCUGGGGUCGGCAAGAGCUGCAUCAUCAAGAGGUUCCUUAUGAAUACCUACACGGACAAGUACAGGAGCACUAUCGAGGAUCUGUACAAUCGCGAGUACGACCUGGGGCACAUGACCCUAAAGGUCGACAUCCUGGACACCGCCGGCGACAUGCAAUUUCCUGCCAUGCGGCGGCUCUGCAUCGCCACCGCUCACGCCUUCCUGCUGGUGUACGCCGUCACGUCGGCGCCGUCGUUCGACUGCAUCAAGCAGUGCUUCGAGGAGAUCAGGGAGCAGCGGGGCGACUACCAGGACAUCCCGAUCGUGGUCGCCGGGAACAAGCUGGACCUGACCUCGACGCACCGGGAGGUGCGGAUCGAGGACGUGUCGGAGUGGGUCUACUGCGAGCUGCCCAAGCUCAGGGUGAAGGUCCUCGAGUGCUCCGCAAAGGACGACAUCAACAUCAAGGAAAUAUUCCGUUCGUUUCUGACGCUGUCUCGGAUAUUUCCUCGAGAUACCGAAGAUUCCAGCGGCUUGAAACGUCGAUCCAGCGCGUACGUCUCGGCGAGCAAGGGCGGCCGCAGGGCGGCGAGUCCCGCCCCCGAGAAGGACAAGCAGGCCGGCUCGUCCGAAGUCCGCGAGGGCCUGUCCAAGCCCAGAUCGCGCUCCCUCAUCCGGCGGGCCAGCAGGAAGACCAAGCAGCAGAUCAGGGACGCUCACAACGGGGUGGAGGAGUGCAUCGUCUCGUAAGGACCGAGGGCCAAGGGCACGAUGAAAGGGUCGAAUUUACUGCGGGGUCAGCGGGUUGCGGAUCGACUAACGUGUGAAGGCUGGGGAGGAAUUCAAACGGGGGGAGAUUUAUGCGUGCUCAUGAAGUGCUCCAAGAUAUAAAAAUGCUUUUAGGAGUGAUAAAAGGUGAUUUAGGGGCGUGUUUCUUGUGAUAAGGGGGUGAGGCGAGGUGCAGAUGGGAUUGUUAUUCAAAACAGGGGUUGUGCUUUUUACUGAGGAUUUUAGAAACGAAAAGAUAGAGAAAUGUUUCCAAAAAAAAUAUAUAUAUAUAUAUGUUUUGCAACGGUCCGCGAAGUGCGGAUCUGCACCCAGUCGCUUCACCUCUUUCCAACUCACGCCAAUAGAGAGAGAGAGAGAGAGAGAGCUGAGGAUCAGAUUUUGUUACCUUGUAAUAUAUCUGAGGAGCAAAGUAAAAUAGUUGGAAGGAAGUAAGUGUCUGGGAGACCACUAGAGUGUUAAAGCUUUUCCUACGCUAGUCGAGUGGGCAGCCCCCAAUUCAUUCGUCGUUGUAAACUGGUGUACCAGUGAUAAUACGAGUGAUCUACCUAGACCUAUGUAGUAGUUUGUAACCGCACAAUAUCAACAAAUAACGAAUUUUACUCUGGAUGUUUUAUAUCAUGUAACCGGCAGUUAGAAAACCGUCCCAUCUCAGAUGUCUUCAUACAUAUAGUAUCUAGAGGAACUGUUUUUCGUUCGUUUUGCCCUUGUUUGUAACCACAGUAACCAGAUGUCUUCAGUUGUCAUUAUCACGAGAAACAAGAACAUUGCGGGUACCAAUGUACAUAACUAUAGUUGUUAAUGUCAUUUUGUACUAAGACCACCAUCCGUUUGACAGAGAAGUGGUUCUCUGGGUGCGAAAGCGGAGUGGGGCUCUUUGGAAUUGACAGUUGACAGUUGACGUUUGACAUUUGAUGAUAGCGCGCGCGCGCGCCCCACCGCCCCAUAUCGUUGGUCAACAAGGUAUACCUAGCACGACUAGACUCUAGCGUAGUUUAAUGUUAGUACUUUGUAUGUCGUUUGAGUUGGUAUUUUAUAAUUUCGACAAUAUCGUUAUGCCCAACAAUGCAUUAGUGAAUUUCUGUAAAUAGUAAAUAGAACUUCUGCGUAUUGUGAUACAGUAAGUAUUGAGGCUAAAUCGCCGAAUCAACUGUAAAAACAAGGUCACGAGCCGCUCCAGAAGUCUAGUUUCUUUUAAGUAUAAGUUCCUAAGCGAAAUGUUUGAAAAUAAAAUCAAAAACGGGGGCAGCGCCCCCUAUACUACACAUUAAGGGAUCAUGAGCUACUACGAUUAAAUUUUUUAUGAUUUUAUACUGAAGGUGUGUACAUAAGCAUUUGUGGAUUGACGUUUCCAGUUUACAUUUCCAAGCUUCGAAUUUCGGGAGAGUCUCGCAUCUACAUGGAGUUUUCUGUCUGUGCUUUUCAUUGCUUGUGUACUAGUUAUAAUCUCGAUUUAUGCGUGUCUAUCUUAACAUUUAUUAUGUCCAUAGCACUUUAACCGUUAUAGCACCGAAAUAGCUGUUAAUGUUCUUCGGGGAAAUUGGAUUUUUAUUGUUACACUUGAUUGGUCACCAUUAAGACUCUGUAUUGUUGCUAAAUUGAGAAACAUGACGGAGCACAAGAGUCUGUUAUUUUUCUAGACAUAUGCCAAUACAAAAAUUGUUGUUACGUAUAACAAAAUGACGCUUAUAUUAUAAAGUUUGUAUGUAUAUAAGCAGGGUCUAGCAAGUUGACUGAGCGACGUCACACGUUGAGUUUAUAGUCAUGUUGUUAAUACUUGAAGUAUUGUUGUGUAAUUUUGUAUUAUUGUGUUUAUGCUAAAUGGAAUGUUUUUUAAAAAUUAUAUGGAAAGAC